AUGUUCAAGCAGGUAGACGGACAAGCAGACUUACGCGCGAUAGACGUGAGUGUGAGGAACUCGUUCAAGUGGUCAUGGCUCAAAGAAAAGGACAUGAACGGAGAUUUUUCGUCUGACUCUAUUCGGAAGGUCGACAAACCAGGGCUUGCUAUCUGCAUUUGGUGCAACGAUACCCUUAGGUACGGAUCAUCAGGGAAGAAGGAUUUAAAAACCCACUCAAAGAAAGUGAAGCACGAUGCUGUGAGGAAAUCCAUGCAAACAAACCAGUCCCUUCCUGCAGUGUUCAGUGCAACCAAAGCCCUGAAUGAAGGAACAACUUCCAAGGCUUCAUCCAGUCUGCCAUACGGAGCUGCACCUAAUAUACUUGACAGUAGCAGCUGCCCUGAGCUGGUUCAGCCACCACGUCCCUACGUCAGUAUGGUGGACAGAAAAGCUCACUUAGAAGCGAUGACACUGUCAUUCAUCGCAGAACACUCACUGCCACUGAGUUUAACACCUCGACUCACCAAUUUUGCACAGGAGUUUGGUAGAGAUAGCAAACGAAUACAAAUGGAGAGGACCACAGCUUCAUAUAAGCUCAGACAGUAGAGGAAAAGGAAAUGAGCCGAGUGUGACUGCAGUGGAUCUUCAAAGAGAAAUGCAAAAAACUCAAAACAUGUUUAAAUCACAGAACUGAAAUAAGCGAUUUAUUAUUGAGGUAUUACUCUCCAUUAUUAUCAGAGUAAGAAAUAAAAAGUGGAAAAUCUACUUUCAA
Messenger RNA from Hippocampus zosterae (dwarf seahorse), 754 nucleotides. RefSeq lists its product as uncharacterized. The coding region runs from base 1 to 588 and encodes 195 amino acids. The transcript is spliced from 3 exons. NCBI's taxonomy places the organism in Eukaryota, Metazoa, Chordata, Actinopteri, Syngnathiformes, Syngnathidae. The record is from RefSeq and is a predicted model, not a curated record.